AUGAGCGUCGUCACAUCACCAAAGACAAGUAAACACAUGAUUGCGGUUGCCAAGUGGACACAGCGCUCGCCUACUGGCCUAAGGGUCGCUGGUUCGCUCCCGGUGCACCCUCAGUUGACCCAGGUUCGAAUAAGCCCAGAGGUUAAUAGCCCAGAGGUUAAUGGCCCAGAGGUUAAUAGCCCAGAGGUUAAUGGCCCAGAGGUUAAUAGUCCAGAGAUAAAUAGUCCAGAGGUAAAUAGCCCAGAGGUAAAUAGUCCAGAGGUUAAUGGCUCAGAGGUUAAUAGUCCAGAGAUAAAUAGUCCAGAGGUAAAUAGCCCAGAGGUAAAUAGCCCAGAGGUUAAUAGCCCAGAUGUAAAUAGCCCAGAGGUUAAUAGUCCAGAGAUAAAUAAUCCAGAGGUUAAUGGCCCAGAGGUAAAUAGUCCAGAGGUAAAUAGUCCAGAGGUUAAUGGCUCAGAGGUUAAUAGUCCAGAGAUAAAUAGUCCAGAGGUAAAUAGCCCAGAGAUAAAUAGCACAGUGGUUAAUAGUCCAGAGGUUAAUAGUCCAGAGAUAAAUAGUCCAGAGGUUAAUAGUCCAGAGAUAAAUAGUCCAGAGGUUAAUAGUCCAGAGAUAAAUAGCACAGUGGUUAUUGGUCCAGAGGUUAAUAGUCCAGAGAUAAAUAGUCCAGAGGUUAAUAGUCCAGAGAUAAAUAUCCCAGAGGUUAAUAGUCCAGAGAUAAAUAGUCCAGAGGUUAAUAGUCCAGAGAUAAAUAUCCCAGAGGUUAAUAGUCCAGAGGUAAAUAGCACAGUGGUUAAUAGUCCAGAGGUUAAUAGUCCAGAGAUAAAUAACACAGAGGUCAAUAGUCCAGAGGUUAAUAGUGCAGAGGUUAAUAGUCCAGAGGGUAAUAGUGCAGAGGUUAAUAGUCCAGAGGUUAAUAGCCCAGAGGUAAAUAGUCCAGAGGUUAAUGGCCCAGAGGUUAAUAGUCCAGAGGUAAAUAGUCCAGAGGUAAAUAGUCCAGAGGUUAAUGGCCCAGAGAUAAAUAGUCCAGAGGUAAAUAGUCCAGAGGUUAAUAGUCCAGAGGUUAAUAGUCCAGAGAUAAAUAGUCCAGAGGUUAAUGGCCCAGAGGUAAAUAGUCCAGAGAUAAAUAGUCCAGAGGUUAAUAGUCCAGAGAUAAAUAGUCCAGAGAUAAAUAGUCCAGAGGUUAAUAGCCCAGAGAUAAAUAGUCCAGAGAUAAAUAGUCCAGAGGUUAAUAGUCCAGAGAUAAAUAGUCCAGAGAUAAAUAGUCCAGAGAUAAAUAGUCCAGAGGUAAAUAGUCCAGAGGUAAAUAGUCCAGAGGUUAAUAGUCCAGAGAUAAAUAGUCCAGAGGUUAAUAGUCCAGAGAUAAAUAGUCCAGAGAUAAAUAGUCCAGAGGUAAAUAGUCCAGAGGUUAAUAGUCCAGAGAUAAAUAGUCCAGAGGUUAAUGGCCCAGAGAUAAAUAGUCCAGAGAUAAAUAGUCCAGAGGUUAACAGUCCAGAGAUAAAUAGUCCAGAGGUUAAUGGCCCAGAGGUAAAUAGUCCAGAGGUUAAUAGUCCAGAGGUAAAUAGUCCAGAGGUUAAUAGCCCAGAGGUAAAAAGUCCAGAGGUUAAUGGCCCAGAGGUUAAUAGUCCAGAGGUAAAUAGUCCAGAGGUAAAUAGUCCAGAGGUUAAUGGCCCAGAGAUAAAUAGUCCAGAGAUAAAUAGUCCAGAGAUAAAUAGUCCAGAGGUUAAUAGUCCAGAGGUUAAUAGUCCAGAGGUUAAUGGCCCAGAGGUAAAUAGUCCAGAGGUUAAUAGUCCAGAGGUAAAUAGUCCAGAGAUAAAUAGUCCAGAGGUUAAUAGUCCAGAGAUAAAUAGUCCAGUGGUUAAUGGCCCAGAGGUAAAUAGUCCAGAGGUUAAUAGUCCAGAGGUAAAUAGUCCAGAGGUUAAUAGCCCAGAGGUAAAUAGUCCAGAGGUUAAUGGCCCAGAGGUUAAUAGUCCAGAGGUAAAUAGUCCAGAGGUAAAUAGUCCAGAGGUUAAUGGCCCAGAGAUAAAUAGUCCAGAGAUAAAUAGUCCAGAGAUAAAUAGUCCAGAGAUAAAUAGUCCAGAGGUAAAUAGUCCAGAGAUAAAUAGUCCAGAGGUUAAUGGCCCAGAGAUAAAUAGUCCAGAGAUAAAUAGUCCAGAGGUUAAUAGUCCAGAGAUAAAUAGUCCAGAGGUUAAUGGCCCAGAGGUAAAUAGUCCAGAGAUAUAUAGUCCAGAGGUUAAUAGUCCAGAGAUAAAUAGUCCAGAGAUAAAUAGUCCAGAGGUUAAUAGUCCAGAGAUAAAUAGUCCAGAGGUUAAUAGCCCAGAGAUAAAUAGUCCAGAGAUAAAUAGUCCAGAGGUUAAUAGUCCAGAGAUAAAUAGUCCAGAGGUUAAUAGCCCAGAGAUAAAUAGUCCAGAGAUAAAUAGUCCAGAGAUAAAUAGUCCAGAGGUUAAUGGCCCAGAGGUUAAUAGUCCAGAGAUAAAUAGUCCAGAGGUUAAUAGUCCAGAGGUUAAUAGUCCAGAGAUAAAUAGUCCAGAGAUAAAUAGUCCAGAGGUUAAUAGUCCAGAGGUUAAUAGUCCAGAGAUAAAUAGUCCAGAGGUUAAUAGUCCAGAGAUAAAUAGUCCAGAGGUUAAUGGCCCAGAGGUUAAGUCCAGAGAUAAUAGUCCAGAGGUUAAUAGUCCAGAGGUUAAUAGUCCAGAGGUUAAUAGUCCAGAGAUAAAUAGUCCAGAGAUAAAUAGUCCAGAGAGGUUAAGUCCAGAGGUUAAUAGUCCAGAGAUAAAUAGUCCAGAGGUUAAUAGUCCAGAGAUAAAUAGUCCAGAGGUUAAUGGCCCAGAGGUUAAUAGUCCAGAGAUAAAUAGUCCAGAGGUUAAUAGUCCAGAGAUAAAUAGUCCAGAGGUUAAUAGUCCAGAGAUAAAUAGUCCAGAGGUUAAUAGUCCAGAGGUAAAUAGUCCAGAGGUCAAUAGUCCAGAGGUUAAUAGUCCAGAGGUAAAUAGCCCAGAGGUUAAUAGUCCAGAGGUUAAUAGUCCAGAGACAAAUAGCCCAGAGGUCAAUAGUCCAGAGGUGCAUAGUCCAGAGGUUAAUAGUCCAGAGGUUAAUAGUCCAGAGGUACAUAGUCCAGAGGUUAAUAGUCCAGAGGUUAAUAGUCCAGAGGUUAAUAGUCCAGUGAUAAAUAGUCCAGAGGUUAAUAGUCCAGAGGUACAUAGUCCAGAGGUUAAUAGUCCAGAGGUUAAUAGUCCAGAGGUUAAUAGUCCAGUGAUAAAUAGUCCAGAGGUUAAUAGUCCAGAGGUUAAUAGUCCAGAGAUAAAUAGCCCAGAGGUUAAUAGUCCAGAGAUAAAUAGCCCAGAGGUUAAUAGCCCAGAGGUUAAUAGUCCAGAGGUUAAUAGCCCAGAGAUAAAUAUAGAAAGUCAGAGGUUAUUAGUCCAGAGAUAA
Homarus americanus (American lobster) is the source of this 3417-nucleotide messenger RNA. RefSeq names its product periaxin-like. The transcript is spliced from 3 exons. NCBI's taxonomy places the organism in Eukaryota, Metazoa, Arthropoda, Malacostraca, Decapoda, Nephropidae. Bases 1 to 3417 code for a protein of 1138 amino acids. The record is from RefSeq and is a predicted model, not a curated record.